AUUAAGCCAGAACUCGAGGUGGUGAUCCCAGGUCUGCACUCACACAGGGCGGCCGCGGCCCUCGCCUCCAGACUGCGUCUCACCGCGACCACCUUGAGACGGAGGAGAUAGUAUCCUUGGCGAGACGGAGGUCCCAGGGAGGGCACUCGCCAGUCUCUCUCCUGCCUGCCUUGGAUACUGCAGCCCCGCGCCUGCUCACGGUCCCUGUUGCUCCUCCAGCUGCCCGCGGCCUGCUCUUGCCUCCUGUUGCUGCCUGCUGUCCGUGUGUCCUGCUUGGCCCUGGAGCGCCAGGCAUGGGCUAGGGUGACCUGCUGCUGCGGCUGACGGACCACAAACGGGAACAGCGCAGCGCCUCCACGAGAAAGUGAACGCAGGAGGCGUCCAGGUGCUGCGCCGUGCAUUACGACGAUGUAGUGAGUCUCGAGUCCUGCGUGUUCUUGUGUCUCCGCAAUCGUUCGUCAUGGGACCAGGGUCGACGAGUGCGCCCAGAAGGGCGGGGGUGUGGGUGUGUGUCGUCGCUGCAGUGGUGUGGGCGGCGGGCGGGUGUGCAGCGGGCGUGGGCGUGUGGAUGGACGACGGGAAUGGGCGCACGGUCCUGGCUGACAGGUUGGACGCUGAGGAAGCCGCGGAUCUGGCGCAGGACAUGCUGGACCUCCUAGACCUCCCCGCGCCGCCCGCCAUGGUGGGCCACCACCGUCACCACCACCGCGCCCACCGUGCUCACGGCUCGGCGCCCACCUGGAUGAAGAACAUCUACAACACCCUCGACGAGCACGGCCACGCCAACGCGCCCAACAUGGACGACGUGCACCGCGAGACCGUCACGGCGGCCGACACCAUCAUCACCUUCGUCAACAGAGAUCCGCCAACGGGUCGCCCAGCGCACGGCGCCAACAAGCGGCUUUACUUCGACGUGAAUGACGUUCCUCUGGACCACUCGCUUCUCGGGGCGGAAAUCCAGGUCCAUAGGCAGCCUGGUUUUGAUGAGGUGGUCACAUUGCACGUGUAUGUGAUCACUGACGAGCAAGGGAGCGAGUCGAAGGUGGCGCGGGUGAGCCUGAGCGAGCCCGGCUGGGUCACGGUGAAUGUCACGCGGCCCGUCCUCUCGUGGCUCAUCUUCCCCGACACCAACUACGGCCUCCGGCUGGCGGUCACGUCGCCGGGAUACAAACACGAGCGGCAUUUCCAUGAAGUGGGGAUAUCUGGCUCUCAUGACGAGGAAGACUACAGGCCCUUCAUGGUGGGCUUCUUCGCUCUCCCGGCCAGCGCCCACAAGAAGAAGAGGAUCAGGACGGCCCGCUCAGUGUCCAGGCCCGCCAUUAGUAAACCCAGGAAAUACAGAGAUCUAGCAGACAGGCAAGUGGGGUCGGAGACGGCGUGCAAGAUGAAGCACCUGCACGUCUCCUUCCGCGACCUGGGCUGGGAGGACUGGGUCAUCGCGCCUGAGGGUUACGAUGCCAAUUACUGCGAAGGGCGUUGCAUUUUCCCCCUCCACGCUGAGUUGAACGCCACGAACCACGCCCUUGUGCAAACGCUGGUGAAAGUGGUUGGCGACGUCGCGGACGAGACGGAGGUUCCCCCCAACGCUUGUUGUGCGCCCAUCGACCUAGCGACGAUACCCGUCUUGUACUAUUCUUUUGAUAACAAUAUUGUCCUCAAGAAAUAUCCUAUGAUGAUUGUCAAAACCUGUGGCUGUCAGUAGAAAAUAGUUGUAAAGAACAAUUUUAUGAUGUUGAGUGUAAGAUUAUAUAUAUAUAUAUAAAUAUAUGUAUACUGCCUUGCAUAUUCUAUCUGUCCGUGUUUAGGCUUUUUGUUAUAAUAAUCACAGAUUUUUGGCUAUCUCUCUUAAUCCCUAAUAGUUUUUUUCUACUUGACUACAAAAUAUAUCGAGUUUUUAAUUAAAUCUAUGUAAAUAGUUUGGUGUGUUUGUGAGAGAUGAGAACAAGAAACAAGAAAGAAAAUAACCGAAAAAGGAUUUAUUUUGCAAAUAGUUUUAAUCACCUCCAGCCUGUAUACUUAACUGAUAAUUUACUCAAUCAGAAUGCAUGUGAAACUUUUUUUUUUUUUUUUUGUAUUUCGUUUCCAGAUUAUUAGAUUUAGUUUUUCUUCACUAUCAGUGAUAUGGACUUUCAAUACUGAUCUAAUACAGUUGCAUCUUCUAAAUAAUCCAGAUAUUCCAGAAAUAUUUAGUGCCUGUACAUAAGAAAAUGUUUUGUAACUAACAGGUCUACAUUCAUUGACUUAGCUGCAUGUGUAUAAAAUGAAGUUAAGGAAAUUA
Messenger RNA from Penaeus chinensis, 2278 nucleotides. Its product is annotated as protein 60A-like. Gene Ontology annotation, biological process: BMP signaling pathway; SMAD protein signal transduction. The record is from RefSeq and is a predicted model, not a curated record. NCBI's taxonomy places the organism in Eukaryota, Metazoa, Arthropoda, Malacostraca, Decapoda, Penaeidae. Gene Ontology annotation, cellular component: extracellular region. The coding region runs from base 461 to 1702 and encodes 413 amino acids. The transcript has 5 exons. Gene Ontology annotation, molecular function: growth factor activity; cytokine activity.